Molecule: messenger RNA, 1578 nt
Organism: Rotaria sordida
Lineage: Eukaryota; Metazoa; Rotifera; Eurotatoria; Philodinida; Philodinidae
Source: the annotation of a GenBank genome assembly
AUGUUCGUAUCAUCGUGUCGAGCAUUUACACAACGAAAUUCUUCGUAUAUAUUAUUAAAUAUAUCAAUAUCUUCUUCAAAUUCUUCACGUAGUUCACAUAUAAGCGAUGGUGAAUGGAUUAUAAAUAGUAUAUCAUUAAUUAUCUUUGUCCUCGCCGUACUUGGAAAUACUGCUGCACUUUUUGUUAUGUUUGGUUCUCGAGGACCAAUCAAAUUAACAAAUAAUAAAUAUUUAGUUAAUUUAGCAUGCGCUGAUUUAUUACGUGCAUGUUUUAUGCCGUUUACUAUUAUUGCAAGAGUCAAACGAAAUUUUGUCUUUGGACCACUUAUUUGUAAAAUUUUACCAAUUAUUCAAGGUUUAAGUGUUGCUGUUGAUGUCUUUACUCUUGUUUGCAUAAGUGUAGAACGUUACAUAGCAAUAUGUCGUCCAUUAUUAAUUCUUAAACUUCAAUCUCUUCGAUUUGCUAAUUUUCUGAAUGGUCUGAUUCUAUUUUUAAUAUGGUCAUUAGGCCUUUUAACGGCUUUACCAAAUAUUUCAAUGUAUAAUUUAUGUUCUUUACCUAAACUCGGAAGAUUCAAAUGUGAAAAAGUAAAACCACAAUAUUUUGAUGAAAGAAUUUAUAUGGUUGCCUUGGAUGUUUUUUAUUUUUUGAUUCCAAUGCUUGUCAUGCUUGUUCUAUAUACAUUAAUUAUUUGUAAAAUAUAUAAAAAUAAUACGGCAACCAGAAUGAGAUUUUCACAAUAUAAUUAUUCAAGUAAAACUCUAUCAAAUUCAUCAAAUUCUUCAAGUCUUCGUGGUAAUAAUUCUCGUCAACGUCAACGUAUGUCCUUAGAUUAUCAUCAAUAUAAUUCUAAUGGACAAAAAUCAAAUAAUGAUAUAUCAAAAUUUGAAAUAGUUGGACGUAUAUCAUCUCAACAAAGUAGUUCAAGAUCAAAAUCAGGUUUAAAUGAUGAUGAUUAUCAAAUAACAUCUUCAUGGCCAAAAAAUGUAAAUCAUAAUAAAAAAAAUCCUUUAACAAAUUCAUUUUCUAAUCCAAUAUCAAAAGAAAGAAAACCUUCAAAAAUUUUUUAUAAUUCAAAUCAUUCAUGUAGAAGUAGUAAUAAAAGUUAUCGUUCAUCAACAAAUCAAGGAACUUAUCAUAUGGAUCGUCAUCGUCGUAAAGCACUUAAACUUUUAAUUGUUAUUAUUGUUGAAUUUUUUAUUUGUUGGACACCAUUAUUUAUUUAUCAUACAUUUGGUACAUUUGAUAAAAAAUUUUAUCGUUCAAUGCCAACUAUUUUAUUUGAUUUAAUUCUUCUUUUUUCAUUUGCAUCAUUAUUAUGUAAUCCAUUUACUUAUUAUUUUAUGUCAAAAAGAUAUCGAACGGUUUUAUAUGCAUAUUUAUCAUGUUGUUGUUGCAAACAAAUAAAUAUUAAAUUUAAUAAAAAAGAUCAAGAAGCACGACAUAUUGUUGAAGCUUUACGUUUACAUCAACAACAAAAUUCUCUUGAAUACAAACAAAAACUUAAUAAACAAAAAUCAUCAUCACCUAAUUAUAUAAUACAUCAAACUAAACUUAGAUCACACACAGUACAAUAA